AUGCCAAUGAACUCCGCUUAUAAUAGUGCUGAAAAAUCUAGAUCUGAAAACGGACAAAAUUGUGUGCAUAAACGGAGAAUUCAAAUUAAUGUUCGUGGAGAGAAGUUUGAAACUUACGAAGACACAUUAUCUCGUUUUCCAAGGACUUUGCUGGGAUCUCAAUCAAAACGACGGCGUUUCUACAAUCCUUCUCGGCGAGAGUAUUAUUUUGAUAGGGACAAAGCACUUUUCAACUCGAUAUUGUUCUAUUAUCAGUCGAACGGUAUCCUGUCCAAACCAGACACAGUUUCAUACGAGAUGUUCUCGUCUGAACUGAAGUUUUUCCAGCUUGAUGGCGAUUACGAGGAGUCUGACCAAGAAUUUGAUCACGCACUCUCCGCCGCAUCGAGGCGAAACGCAAACGACAGCUUAACCUUCUUGCGAAAACUUACGAGAACUCGAAGAAAUAUUUGGAGGUUUUUCGAACAACCAGUAACUCCAUCCGAAAGAACCAUUGCCAAAUUCUCUCUAAUACUGACUGUGUUAUCUAUGGUUUGCCUGUGUUUGGAAACUUUACCUGUCGUUCAACAAAACCAGCUUGAAAUUCAACAAAGAAACUCAACUACAGAGGAAAUAAACGUGGAUUACGAUAUUGUUUGGUCAGCUGUGGAAGUUGUCUUUACAAUAUGGUUUACUGUGGAGUUCGUCCUACGAUUUUUAUGCGCGCCGCAGAUAACGAAAUUUAUAUCUUCGUUCAGUACUUUUGUUGACCUAAUAGCUUUAUCGCCCCUGUACAUUAAAAUCAUUGUUGAAAGUUUAACACAGAAAAAGGCUGAAAGCUUAGUGCCUUACCCACUGUUAAAAGUUGUGCGCCUGGUGCGACUUCUUAAACUAAAGCGUUACAGUGUGAGCAUACGACUUUUGUUCGAAACUAUCAUUGAUAGUGGCGAACACAUGAGACUCUUCGCUCUUUGUAUAGUGUUUAACACCGUCUUACUCUCCAGUUUUGUGUAUUUUGCUGAAGGAGAAGGCGAUAGCUCGCAGCAGUUUACCAGUAUUCCGGCAACAUUUUGGUUUACCGUCAUUACUCUAUCAAGUGUUGGUUAUGGUGAUUAUGUUCCCACUUCUGCGAUAGGAAAACUUGUGGGUACAUUUUGUUGUAUAGGAGGUACCGUGGCUAUGUUUUGUUUCACGCCUGUGCUAUUUACGGAAUUUCGUAAAUCCUGGCAGCGUUAUUACAGCGAGAUGUUAAAAAUUAAGGCUGAGAGAGGCGAGGAUUCCCGUGAAGAUGCUCAAGUGCAUUAUAGAAGUCAAACUGUUCGUCUGCGAUGUCAGGACGAGCUGUCGCAAGCAUUACUUGAAAGUAAGAAUGCUCAUAGUUGA
This is a messenger RNA of Porites evermanni, 1362 nucleotides long. The record is from the annotation of a GenBank genome assembly. NCBI's taxonomy places the organism in Eukaryota, Metazoa, Cnidaria, Anthozoa, Scleractinia, Poritidae.